Juglans regia (Persian walnut) is the source of this 1056-nucleotide messenger RNA. RefSeq names its product mRNA turnover protein 4 homolog. The coding region runs from base 135 to 815 and encodes 226 amino acids. Gene Ontology annotation, cellular component: nucleolus; preribosome, large subunit precursor. Gene Ontology annotation, biological process: nuclear-transcribed mRNA catabolic process; rRNA processing; ribosomal large subunit assembly. Lineage: Eukaryota; Viridiplantae; Streptophyta; Magnoliopsida; Fagales; Juglandaceae. Gene Ontology annotation, molecular function: RNA binding. The transcript has 8 exons. The record is from RefSeq and is a predicted model, not a curated record.
AAGUUGGAACAACCCAACUAAAACAGAGUCGCUAGAGCUCAGACGGCUUCAAAGGAAGACAAAGGGUUUUACAGAACGCUGAAGCAGAAGCAAAAGCGUAGAGUCAAGGAAGCAGCCGCCACACAAGUAGCAAAAUGCCGAAGUCCAAGCGCAAUAGGCCCGUUACGCUGUCGAAGACGAAGAAGAAGGGAAGGGAGCAUAAAGAAGCGAUAGUGAAUGCGAUAAGGGAGUCCGCCGAGAAGUACAGUUCGGUCUACGCGUUCUCUUUCGAGAACAUGAGGAACCUCAAGUUCAAGGAGUUCAGGGAACAGCUCAAGUCUACCAGCAGAUUUUUCCUUGGUUCAAACAAAGUCAUGCAAGUUUCUCUAGGUAGGUCUGCUGCAGAUGAAAUUAUACCUGGCAUUCAAAAAGUCUCAAAGCUUCUACGUGGAAAUAGUGGGCUCUGUUUUACCAACUUGCCAAAGGAAGAGAUUGAAAGGUUAUUUAAUGAGUAUGAGGAAUACGACUUUGCAAGGACAGGAAGCAUUGCAUCAGAAAAGGUGGAGCUUAAGGAAGGUCCUCUGGAGCAGUUUACACAUGAGAUGGAGCCAUUCCUGCGCAAGCAAGGGAUGCCUGUUCGAUUGAACAAAGGUGUUGUGGAGCUUGUUUCGGAUUUUGUUGUUUGUGAGGAGGGAAAGCCUUUGUCGCCCGAGUCAGCUCGCACACUGCGGUUGUUGGGGAUCAAGAUGGCUACCUUCCGACUUCACUUGAUCUGCAGAUGGAGCCCCGAGGAAUUUGAACUUUAUAUUGAAAGACCAGAUGAUGAUUCUGCAUAAGCACUGACUGAAGGUUCAUCAUGGUUUUUGCAGAUUAUAUGUGGGAGAGCAUAUUUAUUUAUAUACGUUAAAUCAGCGCACGACCUUGCCUCUUAGAGUUCAAAUUGUUGUAAUGAAUGAGAAUCUGAGUUGAAACAGUUUGUGAUUUUGUGGUGGCUGGUCAAUGUUUUUUUUUUUUGGCAUCGAAGGACUCGUGUAACCUACUUCAUCAGCAAGUAAAAAAGUUUUGAUUUUUGAUUUU